Molecule: messenger RNA, 315 nt
Organism: Symbiodinium natans
Lineage: Eukaryota; Dinophyceae; Suessiales; Symbiodiniaceae
Source: the annotation of a GenBank genome assembly
AUGAUUCGCGGCCUUGUCAUCGCGCUCCUGUUCUCGCAAGCUAGGGCCGGACCCCUGAGUGGUCUGCUGGCGAGCCUGACGGGUCAUGACAACUCCACGUGCUCCGACACCCAUCAUGCCUGUGCCACGAGCUUUGGCGCCUUCUUCCCAGAGACCGCAGCGACACAUGCGGCUGACCACUUCUUGCCCGAUAUCUCCAGCUCCGUGGCAGAUGCAAGCGAUGCGCACCACGAUGGGCACUUGGAACAGUUCGAUUCAUCUUCCUUGCUGACCGGUCGGCGUCCCAAGAUGUUCGUGAGCUUCGAGAAGAAGUGA